AUGGAGAGAAAAGAGCAAACUCUCGAUGAAGAAGAAGGAGAGGUGGGGAACAGCUGGCUUGGCGCGUCUGUUGACCGGUCAACGUUUAUGCAUACUCGUGGAACUAGGAGCAACAAGGACAUCCCGCUAGUGAAUUUGAGCAACGAACAGCUAGCUGAGUUAGAGCGAACGAGGCGGAAAGCAAGAGAUCCGGCAAUGAUGGAAAACGCCAAUGGACUUGUUCGUGAUGAUGAUGGAACCUGGAGAGACCGAGAGGGUCAUCUGUGCAAUGCGAGAGGCCAAAGGAUUGAUGGAGAUGGUAACAUCAUUCUACCAGCUCCUUUACCAGUGGAUGUUGUUGACCAGAAUCCACCACCUGCACCGCGUGGUAAUGCUGUGAUCGUUCCACAUCUGAGGAACGCUCCAGAAGAUCGGAAUGUAAGGGAACCUGCACCUGCAGCUGGACAUGGACGAACACUUGGAGACUACAACAGGCCUGAGCAGUUCUAUGAAAAUCGUUCUGCGAUUCGCGCUCCUGCGUUUCAAAGGAACGAUUUUGAGCUGAAGUCUGUGUACUACACUCUUUUGGAGCCAGGAUCACUCACCACUUGGGAGGAGACCAGGAACGCCUUCCUGCACAACUUCUUCGACGAUGCUAGGUCUGAGGAGUUGAGGACUAAGAUCUCGACUUUCUCUCAGGACCCUACUGAAGCGUUCAAGGCUUCUUGGGUGCGAUUCAAAUCGUACCAGCGAGACUGCCCUCACCAUGGCUUCAGCGAUGUGCAGUUGCUGGGUAUCUUUUUCAGAGGUAUCGACUGGAGAUACCCAGACGAAGCUGUUGAGCUCAUCAAAAACUUGGCAUCCAGCAAUAGCACCAAGAAUGCAGAUCUAGAGCGAAAGAAGCAAGCUGGGAACAUGGAUAGAUCGCAGAUCGCUGAGGUGAAAGCUAAACUUGAUUCUGUGCACAGCCUUUUAGUGGGUAAGAAAUCUGUCAGAUUCGCACAGGAGGUGGAGAGUUUCGAACCUGAGGAUGCAGCUGAGGAAGAGGAUGUCAACUUUGUCAGUGGAUCAGGAUUUCAGGGUCAGAGGUUUGGUAAUCAGCAAGGUAACAGAAGCUACAGUGGAAAUUACAGUGGAAACAAUCAGAGGAAUACCUUCAACAGUAAUCAGAACUUCUCUGGUUACACGCCUAAGCCUCAGUACCAGAAACCUUUUUCGAGCAACAGUUUUUCCAGAAACUACAGCACUCCUUCAUCUCAACCUCAAAAUCCUGACAAUGAGAUGAAGUCUAUGCUGGAACAGAUUCUGGAAGGUCAGCAGAAGCUCACCGUGGACUUUAAUGGGAAGAUGGAUGCUCUCUACCUCGAUCUGAAUGGAAAAAUCGAAGUUCUGAACACCCAUGUCAAGCAGCUCGAUACACAGGUAGCCCAAACUGCAGGUUCUGUUAAAAGGCAAGAGGGUUUUCUUCCUGGGAAGACUGACACCAAUCCAAGGCAUCACUGCAGUGCUAUCACGUUGAGGAGUGGUAAAAAUCUGAGUUCUGAGCCUACGAAGACGCCUCCUGCACCUGAAGUCGUGGACUUAGAAGAUUCUGAAGAAAUUCCUGAGAUUGCAGAGCCGGUGACGAGCGACACCAUCACUAGUGUCGCGCGUCACCAAUUGCAGAGCGAAGCUGUUGAUAUUCCGAAUCCGAAAUCUGCAGAGGAGAAAGUCUACAAACCUAAAGUUCCUUACCCAAGGAGCCCUAGGAAGUCCAAGCAAGAGCUUGAUGAUGCACGAUGCAAAGCUCUGAUGGAAAAGCUUGUGAUUGAGAUACCUUUGGUUGAUGCUGUAAAAAUCACUCCUGUCAUCAGACGUUAUGUGAAGCGAAUGGUAACCAAUAAUCUCAGCCAUGAACAGGGAGUGAUGAUGAUAUCUGAGCAAGUCAGUGCAGUGAUUCAGAACCGAAUUCCAGAGAAGCUUGUUAAUCUCAUGCCCUAUUCGGUAGCUGUCAAUCUCGGCAUGACUGAUUUCAAGCCAACAAGGAUCUCCCUCAUCCUAGCUGAUCGUUCGACAACGAUACCUGAAGGGGUGCUAGAAGAUGUUCCAAUCAAGGUUGGAGACUGCAUGAUACCGACUGACUUUGUGGUUUUGGAGUAUGGAGAGGAGCCUAAAGAUCCUCUUAUCCUUGGGAGACCUUUUCUAGCUACAGCAGGUGCUAUUAUCGAUGUCAGGAAAGGCAGGAUUGCUCUGAAUGUUGGAGAUCUGGUGAUGAACUUUGACAUGGACAAGCUGAUGAAGAAGCCCAGCAUCGAUGGUCAGACCUUCUAUGUCGAUACUCUCACAGAUAUCUUACUCAAAGAUGUUGGACUCCAGCGAGCAUGCGAUGCAGCUGGCAUCGCAGGUUGA
Eutrema salsugineum is the source of this 2367-nucleotide messenger RNA. RefSeq lists its product as uncharacterized. The coding region runs from base 1 to 2367 and encodes 788 amino acids. NCBI's taxonomy places the organism in Eukaryota, Viridiplantae, Streptophyta, Magnoliopsida, Brassicales, Brassicaceae. The record is from RefSeq and is a predicted model, not a curated record. The transcript has 6 exons.